Messenger RNA from Hibiscus syriacus, 1437 nucleotides. RefSeq names its product triacylglycerol lipase 2-like. Lineage: Eukaryota; Viridiplantae; Streptophyta; Magnoliopsida; Malvales; Malvaceae. The coding region runs from base 193 to 1437 and encodes 414 amino acids. The record is from RefSeq and is a predicted model, not a curated record. Gene Ontology annotation, biological process: lipid metabolic process. The transcript is spliced from 9 exons. Gene Ontology annotation, molecular function: hydrolase activity, acting on ester bonds.
AUCGAAAUAUAGGAAAAAAUGGUCCAUUUGAUCCCUUUUUAUAGACCAAUUUUUUUGUCUGUUGACAAAGUGAUGUUCUCAAUAGCUUUCUCAUGUGAAUGCUUUGAUUUUGUUCUUAUUUGGGUUUUUCCGCUGCUAUAAAAUUUCUGCAAACAUUGGGGUUGUUGAAACAGGAAUAAAAAAACAUAUAUCAUGGAGGUAUCCAACAGUGCAAUAACAUGCAUUACAAUUCUAAUGGUUCUUCUCUGUGGGUCAGCAGCUGGAAUUCGAAAAGCCUUGAAAGCUCAAGAGAAUGGCAUUGGGAUGGCUGCAAUGGCUCCUUCAUCUGAUGAAGGUAUUUGCAAAUCAGUGGUGGAAACUCAUGGUUAUCAAUGUGAAGAACACACGGUAACUACGGGAGAUGGUUACAUUCUCAGUAUGCAAAGAAUUCCCGUGGGUCGGUCGGGUGGGACACCAGGAACCGGAACCAGACCACCGGUUCUGUUACAGCACGGGCUCUUAAUGGAUGCAAUAACGUGGCUGUUAUUGCCUCCGGAACAGUCUUUGGCAUUUGUCUUGUCGGAUAAUGGCUACGAUGUCUGGCUUGCUAACUCACGUGGAACAAAGUACAGCAAAGGCCAUACAUCACUCACUCCUAACGAUCCGGCUUACUGGGAUUGGUCGUGGGAUGAAUUGGUAGCUUAUGAUCUUCCUGCAACAAUCCAAUAUGUUUAUGAUCAAACAGGACAAAAGCUUCACUAUGUGGGACACUCGCAGGGAACAUUGAUCGCUUUGGCUGCGUUCUCAAAGGAUGAGGUGUUGAACAUGUUGAGAUCAGCUGCUUUGCUUUGCCCUAUUGCUUAUAUGGGUCAGUUGACUUCCCCACUUGCAAAAAUUGCAGCUGAUGACUUCAUUGCUGAGACAGUCUACUGGUUAGGCCUCGAUGAAUUUGACCCACGAGGGGAGGCAGUAGUUAAACUUCUGAAAGAAAUCUGCGGUAAACCAGGCGUUGAUUGCAGUAACCUUUUGACCAGUUUUACAGGUCAGAAUUGUUGCUUGAACUCUUCCAUAGUAAAUAUGUUUCUAGAUCAUGAGCCUCAACCAUCGGCAACAAAGAACAUGGUCCAUCUGGCUCAGAUGAUUAGGCAAGGGACCAUAACAAUGUACGAUUACUACGACGUGGUCGAAAAUAUGAAACAUUAUGGGCAACCGACGCCUCCUGCAUACAACAUGACCGGCAUUCCGAAUGACUUUCCUCUUUUCGUCAGCUAUGGAGGGGCGGAUGCUCUUGCAGAUGUAAAUGAUGUGAAGCUGUUGCUGGGAAGCCUGAAAGAUCAUGAUGGAGACAAGUUUGUGGUUCAGUUUAGAGACGAUUAUGCUCAUGCAGAUUAUGUCAUGGCAGAAAAUGCUAAACAACAAGUAUAUGAUCCUUUAAUCGCCUUCUUUAGGCUGCAGUAG